AUGAAGAUAUAUAUUCUCUCACUUUUAUUUAUUGCAACGCUCGGAGUCAUUGAAAUUCCUCUCUCUCAUAUCUAUAAAACAGAGGAAGAGCAAUAUGCUUAUUUCAAGCUAAUUCAGCUAAGAAGGCUGUUUGGGGCAAGUAAUGUCCCGAUUUCUAACUAUUUAGAUGCUCAAUAUUAUGGCCCGAUUUCAAUUGGGACUCCUCCUCAGCCUUUUACUGUUACUUUCGACACAGGAUCCCAAAUCCUUUGGGUGCCAUCGAAAACAUGCACUUCACUAGCUUGCUAUACGCACCAUAUGUAUAACUCAAAAGCAUCAUCCACAUAUAAAAAGAAUGGGGAUACGGUUAUUACUGGUUAUGCUAGUGGCUUUGUGUCGCAAGACACUUUGACCUGGGCGGACUCACUGUCAAAGACGUUAAAUUUGUUGAAAUGGGUUCUCUUGUUGGAUCUGGCUGGGUGGAAACCAAGCCAGAUGGGAUGUUAG
Messenger RNA from Blepharisma stoltei, 486 nucleotides. Lineage: Eukaryota; Ciliophora; Heterotrichea; Heterotrichida; Blepharismidae. The record is from the annotation of a GenBank genome assembly.